AUGAUGGAUUUCAUCCCUGAUUCGGAGAUCAGCGCGCUGGCAACGCACAAGUUCCAGUCAGCAGGUUCCACGUGGCUAGACGAGAAGAUGGACCCAUUCUGGUGCGCUGUCGCGCAGAGGAUCCCUCGAUACAUUUCGCCGAACCUGAUAUCUGUCCUGGGUGGGUUCUGCUGUGCGCUCGCUGCAGUGUUCACAGUUGUGGCCAACCACGUCCGGUGGAUCCCCUUGUACUUCGUAGGGCCUUUCCUGAUCUUCAUAUAUAUGACCUGUGACGCAGUGGAUGGAAAGCACGCCCGGCGAACGAAGCAGAGCACCCCGCUGGGCGCCGUGGUGGACCACGGCAUCGACGCGUUUUGCGCCUUUACCACAGGGAUCGCCGUGGUGGUCACGGCUGAUCCUGAGCUGGCGGAUCCUCGGCUCAUGCUGGCUUUCUGCCUCUUUCAUGGGGCCUGGUUCUGUGCGCAGUGGGGCGAGCUGGUCCUUGGCUCCUUAGACCAACGAGGCAUAACGGAAGGAGAGUUUGCCUCGAUGACCGUCAUCGCACUGCCUGGGAUCUUUGGCCCAGAUGCCGCGAAGUCCCAUCUCCCCAGCUGGCUCCCUUUUUUUGGCGGUCGGCCUGUCCUGGACCCUGUGACCAUGGGCGUCAUCCUCGGCUGCGGUGGCGUUUGCGUGUCUUUUGCACUGCGGAUCUUUUGCAAAGUGCAAGGCACCGCUGACCGUCUCAGAACGAUCUUCCCCCUCGCCCAUCUGGCUCUCCACACGACUGCGGCCAUGCAGCUGGCAGCAUCUCCGCUUAGACCGGCCUGGCCGCUGCUGACCUUCACCGUGGUUGGGAUGCAUGCCGCGCUGCUGAUGACAAAGAUGCGGUUCAUGGCCACAUUUCGCGUGCCCUGGCCGGCGCUGCACGCUGAGAUGCUGCCCUUCCUGGCAGGGACCGGCUGGGAGGCUCUCGGCUUUACAUUGGGAGCCGGGGGUUGGCUCCUGGUCUCCCUUGUUGAGAUUGCCUUGCUCCUGGCCAUGUGGGCUCGGCUCCUGCGGCGCAUCUGCAGCCGGCUCGAGGUGCCUUUUCUGGCGGAGGUCCCUCUAAAGGAAGGCUAG
This is a messenger RNA of Symbiodinium natans, 1098 nucleotides long. Lineage: Eukaryota; Dinophyceae; Suessiales; Symbiodiniaceae. The record is from the annotation of a GenBank genome assembly.